AGUAAAGUAAUACUAACCCUAUCUUUUUUUUUUUUUCUUUUUUUUUUAAAGUAGCAUUUACAAUUGAUUUUUUUUAGCUUUUUUAAAAUAUAUAAAUAAAAAUCUCUAUUGACUCUCUCUUCUUAAUGAAGAGAAGGAUCUUUUUUUUUCUUUUCGAUAAUACUAAGUAUGAAUAAACAAUGGAAAGAUAGUCUCAUUGUUCUAAGGCUGUCAAUUUGAGAGUAGUACAGUUGGAUCAUUUAGGCAAUUGAGAGGAGUUUGUAUUCACAACAGUUGCCUUCUUUUGCAUAAUAGAAAGAAGAUCACGUGAUGAUACGAUAUUUGUUGUAAUAGACUUAAAUCAUAUGAUGACAUGUCGAGAGAAAGAUCUACCUAAUAAGUGCUUCUUUUUCCUUUUCUUUCUUUCUCUUUUUCUUUAUAUUUUUUUUUCUUGUUUCUUUCUACAGUAAGUAUAUCAUGAACAAUAUAUAUAACUUAUUAUAAACAUUAGUGGCUUAUCCCUAUCAACAAUAUCCUUAUAUGAAUUAUGGGGAUAUGGUUACCCACCUACUAAUGUAUAUGGUCAACAACAAAUGAUAUCCAACUAUCCUGCAAAUAGUUAUUAUGGCGUUGUAAAUCCUUAUACAGCCUAUUAUCCAAACACAAACUACAUAAGUCCUUCUCUUCCUCCUGUUCUCCCUCAAAAUGCUUAUUAUGGUGGAUAUGCAGGUUAUAAUAGUUAUUUACCCUAUAAACCAAGUACGCUUCGAACACUGUUUAACCGUAUCCGCUAUGGCACAAAUUAUGGUUACAAUUAUCCUUAUGACUAUGGAAGGUAUCGAGGAAAUUGGACAGAUUACAACUAUACCUCAUAAUUACAAUUCUAUUAGUAUUAGUAUUAAUUGGAGAUGGAAGGAAGAAAGGAAGGAGGAGGAGAGGGAAUAAAAACAGUUGUGGUAUAUAUAUAUAUAUAUGUAUAUAUAAAUGUGUGUAUGUAUGCGUGUAUGUGUAUGUGUGUGCGUAUAUAUGUGUGUGUGUGUGUAUGUGUGUCU
Molecule: messenger RNA, 1031 nt
Organism: Gilbertella persicaria
Lineage: Eukaryota; Fungi; Mucoromycota; Mucoromycetes; Mucorales; Choanephoraceae
Exons: 1
Source: RefSeq, a predicted model, not a curated record